Racocetra fulgida is the source of this 1229-nucleotide messenger RNA. NCBI's taxonomy places the organism in Eukaryota, Fungi, Glomeromycota, Glomeromycetes, Diversisporales, Gigasporaceae. The record is from the annotation of a GenBank genome assembly.
AUGGAUAAAUUAAAAAAAUUUAUAAGAAGAACAAAUGUUAGUAAUAAAGGCAAUCAUAUUGAUUCCUCACAUUAUUAUCAACAAGAAACGGAACGACCACCGAAUAAUACAAGUGGACCAUUUACAUAUACAUGGAUUGUUAAGAAUUUUCAGGAUCUCUAUAAUCAAAAAUGCCUUGAAUAUUAUUAUAGUGAUCCUUUUAUCUCUCAUUCAACAAGCGAACAAGUCGGUACGAACGAAAAUUCAACAGACAUUACAGAAAAUAACGAUAAAAUUGAACAUAAAUGGAGAUUAUUACUCUAUCCUCAUGGUCAUCGAUCUAAAAAAGUAAAGACUCAUAUUUCUCUCUAUCUUUCAGCAAUACAAAGUAAUUUUGAAAAAGAAAAUAACAUAAAAACAAGAACUUCAAAGUGGAGGUUUGAAAUACUUAAAAUGAAUCAUGAAUUUGAAAUACCUAAAAACACAAGAAAUUCGACAAAUUCCACCGUAACAACAGGAUUAUCAAGGUUAAAUUGUUAUAGAAACAUGUUAGAAAAACAAUUUAUAUUUAAUAAUGAUAGAGAACCAACAUGGGGAAGUGUGAAAUUUUGUGAAUUUGAAACCAUAUUUCCUAAUAAUCUUGAUUCAAAAUAUAAUUUAAUAAGAAUGGAUAAAGUUGAUAUAGUAAUUCGAGUACAUUUUUUUGAUGAAAAUUAUACCGCAACAAAUCACGAUUUGGAAAUACUUAAUGUUGAUAUUUUAUUGAAAUUUGGACCAAAAUUAGAAGAAUAUUUCGAUAACGAAAGAUUUAGUGAUAUUGUAUUUAAAUUUGAUUGUGGAUCUCAACUUUAUGUAUCAAGACUUGUCCUAGCUUCAAGAUCAAUUUAUUUUAAGACAAUGUUUAAUGGGGAAUGGAUGGAAUCAAAAUCCUUAACUAUUCAUAUUAAAGAUGUUGAAUAUAAAAUCUUUAGAAAUAUAAUUUACUUUUUAUAUACAGGAAUUCUCGAAGAUGGAUUGACAUUUGAUACGUUGGUAAAUAUUUAUGCAGAAGCAGACAUGAGAGAAAUAGAAGAAUUGGCGAAAAUCGUUAUAUUACGUAUAGUAGAAAUGAUAAAUAAAGAUAAUUGGGAUGAUGUAUUACUGCUUGGAUGGGCAACGAAUAAUUAUUGGUUAAAAGAUCAAGCAUUGAUGUAUAUUCAUAGUAGGUGGGAAGAAUUAAAAGAUACUGAAAGAAUGAAAAAGGUUCUAAU